Messenger RNA from Diprion similis, 906 nucleotides. RefSeq names its product FUN14 domain-containing protein 1. Gene Ontology annotation, cellular component: mitochondrial outer membrane. NCBI's taxonomy places the organism in Eukaryota, Metazoa, Arthropoda, Insecta, Hymenoptera, Diprionidae. The record is from RefSeq and is a predicted model, not a curated record. Gene Ontology annotation, biological process: autophagy of mitochondrion. Bases 99 to 581 code for a protein of 160 amino acids. The transcript has 4 exons.
UUUAAAUCACAAUAUUUUGAUAAUCAUUUCUUUUUUCACCUCGGCGACGUACAUUCGUAUAAUAAAUAUUAUUGGUAAAAUUGCAAUAUCAUUUAAAUAUGCCGUACCGACGUGAACUGCAAAUUUUUUUACAACGAAAUAACAUGAGUCUUCCUGUUGCGAAGAGGGGCAAAGACGACGCUAACAAAGAGAUAGUCGAUCUUAACGAAGUUUCUAGAGAGGCGAAGAGUAUGAUUGAAAAAAUUUUGGGGGACGUUAGCAAGACUUCCGCUACGAAGCAAAUCAUCAUCGGCACCGCUUCAGGAUGGACAACCGGUUUGCUCACAAUGAAGGUGGGAAAGGUAGCUGCGUUCGCUUUGGGUGGAGGAAUCAUCAUUCUUCAAAUAGCCGCGCAUCAGGGAUACAUAAAAGUAAAUUGGGACAAGAUACAGAAGAAAGCAGAAAAGUUGUCUGACAAGGUGGAGGAAAAAGUAACCGGCGAAGGGCCCAAAUUUUUGGAUAAGGUAGGGCAAUGGUCUCGAAACAACACAUAUCUGGCGACAGGUUUCGUCGGCGGUUUCCUAAUCGGUCUAGCGUCUUGAGUUUAAUCGUAUCGAUAAUUUUCUUUUUAUUUAUUUUUCUCUCUUUUCCCACCUCGUUUUUCAAGUUACGCAAGACAAGAAAAGGAAAUCGAUGAAACGAUCUCUCUAUCAGGUUCGCACGAUUCUCCUGCUUUGCUUCUGGCCAUUGUUAUUUUUUCAACGGUUUAUCGGUACAUAUACAUUUUAUUAUGUAUAGAAAUCAUUUUUUCUCUUCACCUUUUCCGUUGUUGUCCUUUUUCUGUUCCAAAUUUAAAGUCAAGAAUAAAAUCUGCGAGUUGUUAGUUCAUUUAGGAUUGUUCCAUCCUUUUUUUUUUUUAUGACUGAC